UAAACUCAUCAAUUUUUUAUUCAGAGCCACAAAUUCUAUUUUAUAUAUUUUUUUUUAUUUGCAUUCCUGGAAAGCUUUCGUAUCAAUUGGCGCUAUAAUCGUUUUAUUAAUUAAUCUAUACAAAACAUACACAUAUAUUUAUAUAUCAUAUAAUAUGUAUAUCAUAAAACAAUACAUUUAAAUUUAACACAAUAUAUGUAAGUGUAUAGAAUACACUUACACAUAAAUUCUUGUGUAAAUAACAAAAAAUAUAUGUACAUAUGCACACAUAUAUAUGAUUACUAUGUGAUUUCUUUGAAGUACAAUUAAAAAGACUGAUACGUAACGAUAAUAGCUCAAAAACAAUUUUAAUUAUGCUGUGCAUUGAAGAAGGACUCGGAAAGUUACAUAGAAUUCCAGUGAAUUCGAGUUUAGCAUCUGGAGUAUUGAAAGACGGGCAAUUAACGAAACCCGAAACUGUAAUUAAUAAUUGUUCUGAUGAAACAGUAAAUACUGCUGGUGAUAAUGUACUUAAACAAGGACUAGAUGAUAGUCCAGAAACACCUAGAGCUAGUUUUUUAGACGGAAUAUUUGGUUGCAUGCGACCAUUCUGGGCUUUGUUAUCAAAAGCAACCGUUGCUGAAAAAAUAAAAGGUUCUUCAGACGAUUGGGAAAUACCGUUUGAAAAUAUAAGCGAUCUCCAAUGGCUUGGAUCAGGUGCUCAGGGCGCAGUAUUCAGUGGAAUAUUAAAUAAGCAAAUAGUUGCUGUUAAAAAAGUACGCGAGCCCCGUGAAACUGAUAUCAAACAUUUACGUAAACUUCACCAUCCGAACAUCGUCAAAUUCCGAGGAGUUUGUACCCAAGCGCCUUGUUUCUGUAUUAUUAUGGAGUACUGUCCCUAUGGGCCGCUCUAUGAUUUACUGAGAGCUGGUGAAUUUAUUCCACCUCAUCGCUUGGUUGCUUGGUCGAAACAAAUAGCCGCUGGAAUGGCUUAUCUCCAUGCUCAUAAUAUUAUUCAUCGUGAUUUAAAAAGUCCAAAUGUUCUGAUUGGUCCUGAGGAGGUUGUCAAGAUAAGCGACUUUGGUACAAGUAGACAGUGGAAUAAUCGUAGCACUAAAAUGACAUUUGCUGGUACUGUUGCAUGGAUGGCACCUGAAAUAAUAAGAAAUGAACCGUGCUCUGAAAAAGUUGACAUAUGGUCUUAUGGAGUCGUCGUUUGGGAAUUAUUGAGUGGCGAAAUACCUUACAAGGAUGUUGAUUCGUCAGCAAUUAUUUGGGGUGUUGGUAAUAAUUCUCUUCAUUUACCGAUACCGAAAAAUUGGCCAGAGGGGUAUCAAUUACUGGUGAAACUUUGCUGGUCUGAAAAACCUAAAAACCGGCCGUCAUUUGGACACAUCGAGUCACAUUUAGCGAUUGCUGCUGUUGAUGUACUUGGUACUGAACCGGAUGAAUAUUUCAAAGCUCAACAGACAUGGAAAAGUGAAAUAAGAUCACAUUUAGAAGAAAUGCAACGGAAUAGUUCGACGGGUUCAAGAUUUGAGUCUCAAAUAUCUGAUUUAUUAGAACGGCGUAACAAUGAGUUACGUCAUGCUCAAGAAAUACGUGAAUUGUAUGAAAAAAAAUUAGAAAAAACAAAUAAUCUUUAUUCGCAAAUAAGCACAGCUUUGUUAGAAUUACAGCAACGUAAAGAAAUAAUAUCGAAGAAAAAAAAAGAAAAGAAGUCUAAAAAUCCUUUGAUGAAUCAACUGAGAAGAAAACGUAAAAAUCCUCAUCAGAAGUCAAGCUCAACAACACCGACGACACCAUCAUCACCAAUUGAAUCGCAAUUACAAUCACCAGUCAAAGCUACUAUUUGUACACAAAUAAAUGUAUCGACAAAUCAACCAGAGACUGUAAUUUUACCACCGAGUAACAACAAUAGUUUUAAACAAAAAAAAUACCGUCAUCGACGUGUUGGAUCCGGUGGAAUCACUACAACAAGUUUACGUUCGUCACCCCACCGUGAACGUAAAAGUGGCGAGAUGUCUGCUAAAUAUGUUAAUCAUCAAACCCAAACGGAUAUUACGAGCAUAAACAAUUCAAUUGAUUCAGUAGCUUGUUUUUCACGUACUCAGAGUACAAGACACUCAAAGACAACAUUAAAUUCACCUUUGAGUGAUAAAUUUAUUGAUUUACCAGACUGUAGGAUAUCAUUUGACAGCGGCAUUAUUGGAGAAUGCAGCAAUGGUAAUCUUGGUGAAAAUAAUGAGUGCUUUUAUCAUCAUCAUCAUCAUCAUCAGCAAGACCAAACAAGCCGGUGUUCAAGUCCGGAUAUGUGCAACGGCAACGAAAGAUUACGACAAUGUAGCGAAGAUGAUGACCUUGAAUCACUUGGUAGAAAAGUAUCUGAGAUUAUAAAUGCUAAUCGUUUAAUUUCAUCUGUUGACAAUGGAAAUUGUGAUGAUGCUAUUAUGCAUAGUUAUAGCCAAAUGCAAGAAGACUUGACAAACUUACCUCAUGAUUUCGGUGAAAUAACAAUAAGUGGAUCAGUUAAUAAUGAUUACUUAGAUGUAGAUACACCAAUUAAUAAAGAUAGUGGGUCAGUAACUGUAGAAGAUGAAAAUUAUAAUGAUAAAAGAAUCGAAUCAACGAGUAAUGAAGAUGAUGAUUAUGAUGACGUUGAUGAUGAAGAAGGUGAAGCUUCUGGAAGUUAUAGUUUUGAUUUUUCACUUCGGAGUCGAAGUUUUGGAAGAAAACCAAUCAGGCCGGGAUCACGUAAAAGAAGAUUGAAACAAAAUCCCCAAAUUGAUCAGUGCCUAGCAUCAGAUGAAGAAAACACAUCUGAGUAUUCACAUCCGCCGUCCAGUCACACAUCGACUCUUGAGAGUAAUCCAGACGCUCAACGUGCUUACAAGAAGGCUACUAAUCGUGCAUUUAAAGAAGCUAAUUAACUAUUUCUUCUCAACUUUCCUUUAUAUAACAAUUAAUUAUUAAUCUAUAAUUUAGUCGAAAAGUCGCCAAACAUUUAACAAAGUUCUUUAGAUGUAUAGACAAUUAUCUUUUUUUUUCAUGGUAAUUAAAAAUGAGUAGACGCUUAUUAUUAUUUUACUUUAACGUGUUCACGCAUUACAUGCCAAUGAAAAAAAAACAACAUGAGAUUAAAUGAUGCUGAUUGUCUAGGAAUUAUUUAAUUAACGCGUCUUGAGACAAUUAUAUAUUUAUAUAUAUACUUGCUAGUGUGAUAAGUAUUAUUUAAUUGUAUAUAUAGUACCCGGACAAUUUAAUAAUCUUAUGAUUAUUAAUUAAUUGUAAAUAUUUAAAUUAAUCAGCAGUUAGCUUACAAGAAGGAUGAAAUUUUUAAAAUAAUUAUUUUUCGUUCUGUAUAUUUUUAUAAACUAUCAAUUAGUUGGCAAUUAAUUAUUUUGUUACUGCAAGUUUGAAAUUUUUGAUAAUUUAUUAAUUUCGAUUAAUAAAAUAUUAAUUUAUUUAUUUUUAAGUGUGAAAAAAGAUUAUUUAUAAAUUACAAUUAGUGUAAUAAAUAAUAGUAAUAAUUAACUGCUGAUUAAUAAAUAAUGUAUGAUAAUAUAUAUAUAAUAUAAAUUGUACUUUGUCUUUACGUAAAAUCAAAUUGUGAAAGUAGUAAUUAAAAAAAUAAGUUUUGUAUUUAAGUUAGAAUUGACUAUUGACUAUAUAAUUUAAUUUAAAAUUUUGAUUAAUUUUUUUUUCGUGUAUUGUCCGUAAUUAAUUAAAUAAUUGUGACUGAUAGAGAGAGAGAGAAGAAUGAAAGAAAAAAAAAUAGUGACGACAUUAUUUCUUUGAAUCGCUCAUAGAUUUGUACAAAUACGUUUUUUUUUGUCUGCAUGACGAUGUAUAUAAUUGUUUUGAGAUCUCAAUAAUGUGCCCACUUAGAAAAUAAAAUACAGGUAUGCAUUAAUGUUUAUGUAUCAUUUGAUAUGUUUGAUUAAAUGAUUAAUUAAUUAAUGGAUGAAUGAAUUUAAUAAUUAGAUUUGUGAUUGUGCAAUUCAUGUUACUCAUUUUAAAGGAUAUAUAUACAUAUAUAAUAUUUAUAUUACACUUGUGCCGCCCAAAAUUAUGUAGAAUUAUAUAUAAACAAAAAACCUAAAUUAGUUUAAUUAAUAAAAUUAAAAUGAAUAAUUCGAUUUAAUGAGAAUGAAAAAUAAAUUUUUUGACGAAUCAGUAUCUUGGCAAUAUUAUUUAAAUUUGUAAUUAAUCAGCAUUAAUACGGAGCUGUAUUUUUACCGGACAUAAAUUAAUAAUAAACUUAAAUUAUUAAAUAAACGACGGAGUUGAAGAGUAAUUUUUUUUUAAAACUACAAUUGAGUCAUAAGGUUCGAGUGCCUUUAAAUUUUCCAACGGAUUUAUGUCUAUUAAUAAUAAUGAUAAGUAAUGAAAUGUUGGUCAAUGAAAGAAAAAAAAUAUGAAUUAUAAAUUUUAAGACUAGAAUGCUUAAAUGGAAAUAACGUAAUGAAAAACUUUUUUAAUAAAAAUAGAAAUGCUGUACCUGCUCCAGAAUAAAAAUGCCUUAAAAAUUUUUAAAUGUUAUAUCUUUCAUAGGCACGUUUACAAGUGACAAUAUUUAAAAUUUUCCAAUGACUAAUUAUUAUUAAAUGAAAAUUACUAAUUAAUAAAUUAGGCAGCUCCAUAUUUGUAGUGAAAUUAAAAAAAAAUAUUUGUAUUUGAUAAUAAAUUUUGGCAGCUAGAAAUAAAC
Molecule: messenger RNA, 4687 nt
Organism: Microplitis demolitor
Lineage: Eukaryota; Metazoa; Arthropoda; Insecta; Hymenoptera; Braconidae
Gene: wnd
Product: mitogen-activated protein kinase kinase kinase 13-A
Exons: 5
Coding region: 354-2909 (851 amino acids)
Biological process (GO): JNK cascade; protein phosphorylation
Molecular function (GO): JUN kinase kinase kinase activity; ATP binding
Source: RefSeq, a predicted model, not a curated record